Messenger RNA from Cynocephalus volans (Philippine flying lemur), 672 nucleotides. It is a transcript of the gene NPPC, whose product is annotated as natriuretic peptide C. The record is from RefSeq and is a predicted model, not a curated record. Gene Ontology annotation, cellular component: extracellular region. Gene Ontology annotation, biological process: cGMP biosynthetic process; receptor guanylyl cyclase signaling pathway. The transcript is spliced from 3 exons. NCBI's taxonomy places the organism in Eukaryota, Metazoa, Chordata, Mammalia, Dermoptera, Cynocephalidae. The coding region runs from base 55 to 441 and encodes 128 amino acids. Gene Ontology annotation, molecular function: hormone activity.
UGGCCCGCGCGCCCUCGCUGCCGCCGGUCUGCGCCCCUCGACCCCGCCGGCACCAUGCACCUCUCCCGGCUGCUGGCCUGCGCCCUGCUGCUCACGCUACUCUCGCUCCGGCCCUCCGAAGCCAAGCCCGGGGCGCCGCCGAAGGUCCCGCGAACCCCGCCGGGGGAGGAGCUGGCCGAGCCCCAGGCUGCGGGCGGCGGUCAGAAGAAGGGCGACAAGACUCCCGGGGGCAGUGGCGCCAAUGUCAAGGGCGACCGGUCGCGACUGCUCCGGGACCUGCGCGUGGACACCAAGUCUCGGGCGGCGUGGGCCCGCCUUCUGCACGAGCACCCCAACGCGCGCAAAUACAAAGGGGGCAAUAAGAAUAAGAAGGGCUUGUCCAAGGGCUGCUUCGGCCUCAAGCUGGACCGGAUCGGCUCCAUGAGCGGCCUGGGAUGCUAGUGCGGCGACCCCUGGCGGCGGAUUGGGAACUUGCUCCACCAUGCUGAGGUCAUCGUUGGUCAUCAGCCUCCAGCAUCUGGAAACACCUCCAACGCAAUGUGGCUUUUACAUUUCUUUUUUUUUUUUUCCCUGGUACUGGGAAUACACAACACCAGCUGUUUUAUUAUUAUUUGGGGAGGGGAAUAUGAUUUUAUUGUUUGGGUUUUUUUUUUGAAAACGAAAAAUAAAAAG